Messenger RNA from Diutina rugosa, 387 nucleotides. RefSeq lists its product as uncharacterized. Lineage: Eukaryota; Fungi; Ascomycota; Pichiomycetes; Serinales; Debaryomycetaceae. The coding region runs from base 1 to 387 and encodes 128 amino acids. The record is from RefSeq and is a predicted model, not a curated record. Gene Ontology annotation, molecular function: mitochondrion autophagosome adaptor activity. The transcript has a single exon. Gene Ontology annotation, biological process: mitophagy.
AUGGCCGGCGCUAUGAACAUCAACAUCCCCGAUUUAAGGUUCGAACAGCUGUUCAUGAAACUGCUAUGGACCUACGCCGGCAAUGCUCCCCAAAAGACCACCGGCCUCACCGACGACGAGCUCAACCUCCUCAGCGAGCAACUUGACCACGACGAGAAAACAGAGGUCGAAGCCGGCCCUCUCUCGCCAAUUACUCCCACCGUGGUCAUUUUGGCAAUUUUAAAGGAUCAGAUCAUCAUGCCGUUGCUUCAAGGUUUCCUCUGGACGGGGUUUUUGAUCGGAAUGCGUCCGUUCUUUGCCCAAGUGGUUCGCUCUGGCCAACGCGCCGGCAGCCAGCUAUACAAGCUCAUGGGGUUUGACGCCAUCCUCGGCCGCCAGCACAUUUGA